AUGUCCGCUGUGGCACUCCCUACUCUCCAGCUUCGCCGGGGCGAUGUAUGUACCGAGCUCCUAACUGGUUCCCGCGUCUCCGUCGGGCGGCAAAUGCUCGAGUUCCUGUUUCUCCAUGCGACAUUACCCCAGGCAAAGCACCUGCACCGUGUGGCUGAUUUUAUCUCGGGGAUUGCAGGAGUAUAUACCAUCGAGGCGCAUUUCAGCCUGGUCCGUGGCCCACUCACUUCCUUGGAUACCUCGACGGCGAACACCGUUCACAACCUAGCGGCGUUCCUAAACUCCAUCGCCCAGACGAGCUGUAUCAAUCUUCUUUUGAAGGAGGACGAUAUGCCUCAUUUCCUGCCUUACUCGUUCGGUUCGGGAAACUCUCAGGCGCCCCUUCCGCUGGCCCCCGUCACCACGCUGAGGGAACUCUUCAUCAAGAUGCCCGUGAUGUUUACCUUUGCAUUCCGGGACUGGAUUGUGGACUCCAUUAAUGCUAGUCCUCUCGUGGCUCUUACCGUGUCGGCUGAAGGGCUCGGGAGCGAGACAUGGAACGAGGUCUUGACGCAGCUACACCCACAGCAUCUCAGAAAACUCACUUUGUCUCUUCCCGAGAUCAGUUACAAGGACCUGUGCGCGUUUCUAUCCAGGCUGCCCACUCUUACAGUCCUUGCUUUGCGGGAUAGUCCGGCGAGCUUCGUUCGAGGUGGAGCCUUGAGUCAGUCGGGCAUCAGUCUCACCUCCCUUCGGCGUUUAAGCUGCCCGCCGAGGGCUCUGGCGAACCUUCUGGGAAGCACCCUUGAGUUCCCUGCCCUGUCCUCGAUCACCAUCCACCCGGAAUCCAGGCAAGAUGGCUGCUCACUUAAGAGAUGGACUGCGGCAUUACGCGCCUUAGGAAGGCGACAAUUUCGCCACGAACUCGAACUUACGCUUAUAUUAGGCAAGAGGAACCACAGCUUCCCCGAGAAGGGAGAAAGCGAUGCUAUCGGACUCGUACGCGGGGUUUUAGAGAUCAUCCUGGACUUAACAUUCAGCCCGAGUCUCCGAGACAUCGUUCCGCACUACCUGCAAGCAUGGCUCUCGCCCUUUUCCAUUCCUGACGUCGACAACAUUCUUUUGAAGGGCCAUGGGACGAGGAGCAGCCAAUUGUCGGACUAUAUGGAGACCACCUUUCCAAGUGCAGUGGUGAUAUUUGCAUGA
Messenger RNA from Gloeophyllum trabeum ATCC 11539, 1185 nucleotides. RefSeq lists its product as uncharacterized. The record is from RefSeq and is a predicted model, not a curated record. The coding region runs from base 1 to 1185 and encodes 394 amino acids. The transcript is spliced from 2 exons. NCBI's taxonomy places the organism in Eukaryota, Fungi, Basidiomycota, Agaricomycetes, Gloeophyllales, Gloeophyllaceae.